Molecule: messenger RNA, 5393 nt
Organism: Thermothielavioides terrestris NRRL 8126
Lineage: Eukaryota; Fungi; Ascomycota; Sordariomycetes; Sordariales; Chaetomiaceae
Exons: 5
Coding region: 222-5318 (1698 amino acids)
Biological process (GO): negative regulation of transcription by RNA polymerase II; chromatin remodeling
Cellular component (GO): nucleus; chromatin
Molecular function (GO): ATP-dependent chromatin remodeler activity; ATP binding; DNA binding
Source: RefSeq, a predicted model, not a curated record
ACCAUCACCUUGCAACGCGUUUUCUGCGCAGCGUCGCGUCUCCCGUGGACCUCACCUCGACGACAUCUUUGAUUGACCGAUGCAGCCGCCAGGCAACCCCGAGGUCCGGCGCACGACAUAACGUUCCGCCCAAAGCAUCGGGCACAAAGCGUUGGAGAAAGACAUGCGGCCCGUCUCCGUCGCCUGACCCAAGCGCGAAGUCGACUUGCCCGCUUUUAGCCAUGGCCGCCGACAAUGGCUCCGACGACGACGAGCUGUUCGUUGCGAACGCUGAGCCCCCUCCCUUCACCUUUCAGUCCGAUCUGAGCGACGAUGACGCGCCGGACCCCCUGGCUCUCGACGAAAUCGCCAGCGCCUCUCUUGCGGCUCUGAACGGGAUCUUGGGGCCGGCACCGAAAGCAGUUAAACAAGAGGAGGAACAGCCCUUCCAAGAUUUGCACGACGACGGGACGGCCAAUGGUGUCGUUGCAGCUCCGCCCGAUCAGCCGAGGAGAGACGCCACAUCAGUCAUCGAGGUUUGCUUGCCCUGGCUGUCACCGGCGCAACGCGCCGAAUACCUCAAGGUUGAGGUGGACGACGACUGGCCUGUGGAGGACGAGUACCUCGGGCAACGGAGAAAACGGAAAGGGGACGACGAUUACGACGAUUUUGCGGAGCAAUACGGUGCAAGAAAGAGGAAGAGGCAUGACGAUGACUACGUCAACUACGACGAUUUCAACGACGACUCCGAAGACGACGAGGACGUGCCCAGACCACGCGGUGCCCCUCCGAAGUUAGGGCGCAUUGACGACUACUUGGAAAUUGCCAAUGGCCGUCGGAGCACACGGGCCAGCACACGUGCGAGUUCCCUUCUUGUCUCCAGUGAUGGCGAGCAUGGCGCAGAGAAGACAGGGCGCGGGCGGCGCCUGCGGCCCCGAGCCAGUGCCGCUGCCCGCCAGAGCGCCCAUUAUGAUGACCGCGACGAGCUCCAAGAUUCGGAUGCCGACCCUGAUGAUCCGACGUUUGCCUUUGUCCAGUCUGAUAUCGUCCAGACCAAGAAACAGCGGAGGCGGCUUAGGAAGCUGUCCACAAGAGCACCGCCGUCUGGCCGCGGUUUGUCACUGGGUGGCGACUCGGAUAUCGAGUUCGAGUCGCGUCGCCGCUCAUCUCGAGUGACCAAUACCAGAAGAGUGAUGACCGACAGUUAUGUGGACGACGACGACAUUUACUACGAGGGCGAAGACAGGACCCCGGCCACGCCAAAGGUCGUCAGCAUGCGGGAAAUCUUUCAGCCGCCGAAGUCGUAUGACUUUAAGCAAGCCCAUCGACUCGUCUGCGGUUCCUGCGGCUACGCAGACGACCGCAACAAGGGCGCCCUCAUCCCCUGCCAGGGUUGCUCGAAUUCCUACCACAAAGCUUGCAUCGGCGUCAGGAGCACGCGAGACCACAGGGUUACCAAGGUGGCCGCCGAGUCUUUCGUGCUGCAAUGCCGCUUCUGCAUUUGCAUAUACAAGAAAAAAGACAUCCGUGCUCCCGCCCACGAUGUAUGCCAGGGUUGCCACGCGAAGAAUCCGUCUUGCGUCCCGUUCUCGGAGAGGAAGACGCCCAAGCAGGAGGAGGCGCUGCGUAACGCCAAUGACGGCGUGGAUCCCAUCACGCCCGUCGAGCCGAAGCUCCUCGAGAACCCGGACAACGUUCUUUUUCGCUGCAGCCGCUGCCACCGCGCAUGGCACUACGAGCACCUCCCGCACCCGCACCGUUCCCGGGAUCCUGCCAUCGACGACCCUCUCAACUUGCGCAAACACCGUCGAGAGGAAUAUCAGAUUACCUGGCUGUGCAAGGAAUGCCAGGACACCGAGGAGGACAAGGUGGACAAGAUAGUCGCCUGGCGGCCGCUGAAUCGCGCGGCUUACAGAGAAGGCCAAUGGAUCACCGACUUUGAUGAAGACGGCAUCGAGUACCUCCUCAAGUGGGAGAACAAAUCGUACAAUCACUGCCUGUGGAUGCCCGGCGCUUGGGUCUACGGCGUCGUCAAGCCGAUGAUGCGUCAGGCCUUCAUCAAGCGGACCUUUGGAGAGGGCUCCGACGAGGCGGUCGACGGCGAGAGGCACGUCGAUUCGCUGCUGAGGUGGUCCGAGAAAGAGGCCAUCCACGACGCUUGGAUAACGCCGGAUAUCAUCCUCGACGUGCACAUCGCCCCGAGGUCCCGCGAGGCCCAGAAGAAGUACAAUGCUAUGUCUACCAGGGAGAAGUUCGACGAUGACCUAAACAGGAUCUUCCACGUAACAAAGAUCUACGUGAAGUUCGAGGGUCUGGGCUACGACGAUGCCGUCUGGGACACCCCGCCGCCGCCGGACGCCGGGCCAAUCUAUGACGCUUUCUGCGAGGCUUAUCACGAGUAUCUAAACGGCAAGCACUUCCAAACAGAGCCGUUCCGCGUCAUGAAGGAGCGGAUCGAACGGUUCCGCCAGCUCGAGUUUACUAGCGGCAUCGAAGUCCUUCAGCAGCCGAAGGGGCUCCGGCGCGGCAAGCUGAUGGAAUAUCAGCUCGAAGGGCUGAACUGGAUUCUCUGCAACUUCCGCGACGGCCGGAGCGUCGUGCUGGCUGACGAGAUGGGCCUCGGCAAGACGGUCCAGGUUGUCGCCUUCCUGUCCAGCUUCAUCCAGGACAACCCGAGGGUCUGGCCCUUCCUGAUUGUCGUCCCCAACGCGACGUGCGCCAACUGGCGCCGCGAGAUCAAGAAGUGGGCGCCCGAUCUCCGCGUUGUGGCCUACUACGGCGGACGAGUUUCGCAGGCGCUGGCUCUGCAGUACGAGCUCUUUCCGAACAACAGCAAGGAGCUGAAGGCCCACGUGGUCAUCAUGUCUUACGACUCGGCGAAGGACGGCGAGACACGCAACAAGUUCGGCAGCACCAAGUGGGCGGGCUUGGUCGUCGACGAAGCACAGGCCCUGAAGAACGACGAAAACGCCCUCUACAGGGCGCUCAACGCGAUGCGGAUCCCCUUCAAGCUGCUGCUGACGGGGACGCCGCUGCAGAACAACAAGCGGGAACUGUUCAACCUGCUGCAGUUCAUCGACCCGGCCAUGAAGGCCGAGGAUCUCGACCGGGAGUUCGAGCAGGUCACUUCGGAGAACCUACCCGAACUGCACAACUUGAUCCGGCCGUACUUCCUCCGCAGGACGAAGGCCGAGGUGCUCACUUUCCUACCGCCCAUGUCGCAGGUCAUCGUGCCCGUGAGCAUGACCGUCCUGCAAGAGCGGCUCUGCAAAUCGAUAAUGGAGCGGAACCCCGAGCUGAUCCGGUCUGUCUUCGUGCAGGACAAGAUGAAGGCCAAGGAGAGGGGCUCGCUGAGCAACAUUCUGAUGCAAUUGCGAAAGUGCUUGUGCCACCCCUUUAUCUACAGCCAAGCCAUCGAAGACCGGACCUUGUCGCCGGAAGUCACGCGCCGCAACUUGAUCGAGGCUUCCUCUAAGCUCAUGCUCCUCGAGAUCAUGCUCCCCAAGCUCAAAGAGCGCGGUCACCGGGUGCUGCUGUUCAGCCAGUUCUUGGACCAACUCACCAUCCUGGAGGACUUCCUGGCCGGCAUGGGCCUCAAGCACGAGCGGCUGGAUGGAAGCGCCUCAAGCAUGGAGAAGCAAAAGAAGAUCGACGCGUUCAACGCUCCGGGCUCGGACAUCUUCGCCAUGCUGCUGUCCACCCGGGCCGGCGGCGUGGGCAUCAACCUGGCGACGGCCGACACCGUGAUCAUUCUCGAUCCCGACUGGAACCCGCACCAGGACAUCCAGGCCCUGUCCCGUGCCCACCGCAUCGGCCAGCGCAAGAAGGUGCUGUGCUUCCAGCUGAUGACGGUGGAUUCGGCCGAGGAGAAGAUCCUCCAGAUCGGCCGCAAAAAGCUGGCGCUGGACCACUUAUUGAUCGAGACGAUGGACGACCAGGAGGACGCGCCGAACGACGUCGAAUCCGUCCUCAAGCACGGCGCGGCAGCGCUGUUCGGCGAAGGCAAAAGGAAGGAUGCCAUCGUCUACGACUCGGCGGCCGUGGACAAGCUCCUGGAUCGGUCGACGGUGGAGGAGACGAGAACCAACGAGGGCAAGACGGCCGAGUCGGCCUUUGCAUUCGCGCGCGUGUGGGCGAACGACGAAGGCGAGCUGGCCGACGAUCUGCAGGAGGCCGAGCAGACCAUCAACAUGAGCGUCUGGGAUCAGAUCCUGCAGCAGCGCGCGGAGCAGGCUCGACGGGAGGCGGAGCGGACCAUGGAGACGCUCGGCCGUGGCGGCCGCCGUCGUGGGGCGGCCAACUACGCGGGUCCCCGCUUCGAGUUUGACGAAACGCAGGAGGGCCCCAAGGUGGAUAGCGAUCAGGGCGACGGCGACGGCGACUUCGUCGGCAGCGAUAAGAGCGGGGGCGAGUCGUCUGAGGAUGAGGAGACCAUAGGCACGGGUGAGUCCACGCCGGCCGGGUCUAACGCGCGGAAACAGGGCAGAGCCAGUCAAGCAGGCACCGGACCAGACGCCCAAGACGCCGCGGUCAAGAAAGGCCGUAGCGACGCCCGCCACGCCAAGACAGCCACCACCACCACCGCCGCCGUCCUCCGGCCGCCAGCGGCCCAAUCCGACUCGGAAGACACCGCCCAAAACUCCAGCAAAAAGGCCCGCGGCCGGCCACGCAAAGACAACCCAUCGGGCAAGAACCACGCUGCCGCUGCGGCCGCUCGAGUUGGAGGAGGAGGACAUGUCAGCGGGAGCAGUGCUUCCCCCCAGCCAUCACAACCCGCCAGCAGCCACCAUCACCACCGCCAUGGCGCAAACCCCGCCCAAGCCGCCUUCCCCGGAGGAGGACGGGGAGGCUUCAUGGCCCUCCGCCCCAGCAGCGGCACAGUAACGGCCCCCAUCACCAAACCGGUCUCGACGACGCCGAUCCCCCUCCCUGUCGUCCCCGUCGUCCCCUCUAACCAUCCUCUCCCCCCUGCCUCUGCCGCCGCCCCGGCGCCUACCUACCACAUCUCCGGCACCGGCGAAUCAAUACCACUGCUCCGGCCGCCGCCACCAGCACCACCCGGAGCAGCACGCAGCACCUACACCAACACCCAUUCCCCUAUCACCACCCAAGUCCAGGAGCGCCUGCGCAGCGAGAACUGCGUCGUCUGCCUCUACAGCCACCCGCCGAGCUGGGAGUGCCCGGAGAUGCGGUCCGAGGUGCAGCUGCGGCUGGCGAUGGACCGGCUGCGCAAGCGCGCCGCGGAGGCCGCGGGCGAGGGCGUCGACGCGCGCGUGCUGGAGGCGCGCAUCGCGUUCUUGUGGGAGAAGUUGAAGAGGGUGCAGAGGAAGGUGGUUUGAUUUUUUUUUGGUGGGGGGGGGGGGGGUGGUUGGUUUCCUUCUUCGGUUUUCUUUGCGUUCUGCGCUUGCGAAGUU